Messenger RNA from Lathyrus sativus (Indian pea), 573 nucleotides. The record is from the annotation of a GenBank genome assembly. Lineage: Eukaryota; Viridiplantae; Streptophyta; Magnoliopsida; Fabales; Fabaceae.
AUGGAUGAUUUCUUAUGUAAAAUGAUGAACAGAUUUAAGGUUUUUUGUUAUCAGGUUUCUUGGCGGAGGGAUAGAGAUACAUCAUGUACAUAUCAUAGAACAGAUUUAAGUGGAAUACCAUGUUGUCAUGCUAUUGCAUGCAUAUGGUAUAACAAGAAGGAGCCCGAAGAUUAUGUUUCAUCAUUCUAUAGGAAAUCUAUUGUUCUGGCUACUUAUAGCCAUAUCAUCAUGCCAACCAAUGGCCCACAACUAUGGCAUGUUAAUGUUGCUAACCCAAUCAGCCCUCCAGUCAUGCGAAGAUCUAUCGGUCGUCCUAAGAAGAAUCGUAACAAGGCGAAUGGCGAACCAUGGAUAAGAAAUACACUGCCUAGAACUCUUCAAACUGUCAAGUGCAAGAAAUGUCGGAGUUUUGGCCAUAACAAAGGAACGUAUAAAGGGAAGCGAGCUACGGAGAGAGCGAUUCCUAAAGGUGGCAACGAAAAAUCUAAAAAAAAGGGUGACAAGUCGGGCAAGGAAGCGGGAGAAACUGUUGUAGACAGAGGGUCGCAAGCACCGCCACCAACCCAAGAAUAG